UUUUUUGCUUCUGAGAUCUAUUUACAUUUAGAGGGAGACCUCUCCAUCUUGUCCCCACUCCCUGAUAAUCACUGUUUUUUCUCAGGGCAGCUAAUGUUAACGUUGCUCCAUCCUAGUGUUUCUUUUCCCGAUCUGUUAGAUGCAUCACAGCUGGAUGUAUAGAAUAAAUACACCAGUUGACUUUGAAAUGCAUUACGUUAGUGUGUAGCACUCAAAUUACGAGAAGUCAAAUUUUAACUGUUUUGUUUACCACUUAAAUGCAGAUUUUAUUUUCACUCUGCUACUUUGCAAGGCUUUUGGUGUGAACUAAUGCAAACAUGAAAAUCAUGUUCUUUAACAGUAUGUUAAAAGUGCUUAUAUGUUAAAAGUACUCACCACAAAGCAGACACUUCUUUGUUGGGCAACCAGCACAGCUUUUUCAUGUUGUCUGUGUGUCCUCACCCGCCCCAACCUAUUUAGGUCAAUACAAGCAACUUCAGAGGAAGUCACUGCUUGAUUAUAAGACUACGGCUUUGGACUGCAGAGGACAAAGUGUGCGAGGAAAACGAGCGCUUCUGGGCCAUCCACAAGCAGUGGACACCCUCUGAAUAUCGCAUGGGGUAUCCACCUGAUGGUGUUUGGUUCCUUUACUUUGGAAACUGAACCACAUCCACUUGCCGAAAGGCGCUGCGUUGUUCGGAGACCUGUCUGGGACAAGCCACCUGCACGCGCUUUGUGUCACGCAGCGAGCCUGGGAGCGUGGGUCCAAACCUUCCUGGAGCACGAAGGGGCCGAGAAGAGGACAGAUCAGCUGGCAUGCUGCCCGUGAGGCACCACCAGGAACAAUCCGAUCCUCCAGUUGACCCCUUUACGCUCUUGUGUUGCUGCUAUUAGUGACAGCUAACAGAACUCACACGUGUGCACAGUCCAGGCGUAGGGGGGGAAAAUUAGCAGGAGGAGAUCAGAGGAAGAUAAGCGAGGAGCGAGCCGCUUCCCCGAGACCUUCCACUGCGGAUCCGCGAGGGAACAUCAGACGCGUUAAAAAAACCAAAACAAACCCAAACACGGCGUUCAAGCCAGCACAAGGCGAGCGAAAGAUCAAAAAGACGCGGAGCGAGAGAAAGAGGCAGAGAGGGAGACAGAUUAACUGGAGCGGCAGCGGCAGCAACAACAACAACAAAAAUCACACUUAAAAUCAUAAUAACAAUAACAACAAUAAUAAACCCCAAACCACCGGCAAGGGAGAUCUUGUUUAAAAAGAGCGAGCGAGGGAGCGAGCAGAAGAGCCGGUCUGACCGAGUGGAUCCGUGCAGCCGCUCCUGGGAUCGCCGGGAUCCAGCCGAUCGAGUCCCCGCUGCGGGGCCGCGCCGGGCACCGCCGCAGCAUCCUCGGCGCUGAGCCUCGAAGGAAACCGCUCCGGAGCGGGGCUCGGGGGGCCAGCCUCGCCGCCGGGGGGGCUGCCGGCGUCGACCCCGCUCCCCGCAGCCCCCGGCUCCGCUCCGGGCCGGCUCGGGAGGGCAGCGGUGCGGUGCGGAGCCGAGCCGAGCCGGGGACCCGCACCCACGGCCUGCGGCUCGUCGUCUUGCGGGGGCGGAGUGGGCGGGGGGGUACAAGUGGCACUGCUCCCCCCCCUCUCACCCCCCCCUCCUGCCAGGCUAUAAAUUGGAUUGUAUAUAAAUCUGCUUCGUUUAUCUCCCUGACCCCCCUCCAUGACGCCGGACUAAAGAGCUCCUCUCCGCGGCCCGCCCGGACCUGCCGAAGCGAGCGAUGGACCAGGCGCGGCGCCGCCCGGGGAUGCCCCUCUGAAAGCGGCGCGGGGCCCCGGGGCAGCGCGGCGCCGCCUCCCCCAGCUCCCCGGCUCCCCUCGCACCCCCGGCCCGCUCCCCCCUCUCCCCCCCCACCCCGAGCUCCGCAGCCACCCCCUCACCUGCUGCCGCCCCCCUCCCCCGUCGGAGAGCCGGGCUCUCGGUGCACCGCCAGCCUCUCCCCCCCCCCCUUCCCCUCCCUCCAUCCCUCCCUCCCCAACUUCGCCCUCGGUGCCUGCGUGUGCAGCCUCCCCCCCGGCGGCACACGCCGCCGUUCCCCGGGCGCCCCCUCCUUCCCUCCUUCCCUCCCUCCCUCCUUCCCUUCCCUUCCCUCCGCUCGCCGGCCCCGGCCCCCCCCUGCGCGGAGCGGUUGCGGCCCCCCACUCGGCUGCCACCGCCCCCUCCGCGCCGCGGAGCGCUCGGAGCUCGGCGCGGCGCUGCCUGCACACGGGCUCCCUGCGGCGCUCCGGGUGGCGGCCCCCAGCUCGGCCCCCCGCUCCUCCGCCAUGGACGGGGCGGCUCGCCGGGGGGUGCUGGGCGCGCUGCUGGCCUGCGGGCUGCUCCUGCUGGGCGCCUCGGGCACCCCGACCCCGCCGGCCCCCGCCGGCGGCUCCCCGCAGGACACAUGCACCUCCUGCGGCUUCCGGCGGCCCGAGGAGCCGGGCAAGGUGGACGGGGAUUUCCUGGAGGCGGUCAAGAGGCACAUCCUGAGCCGGCUGCAGAUGCGGGACCGGCCCAACAUCACGCACGCCGUGCCCAAGGCGGCCAUGGUCACGGCGCUGCGCAAGCUGCACGCCGGCAAGGUGCGGGAGGACGGCCGCGUGGAGAUCCCCAGCCUGGACGGGCAGGCGAGCGCCGGGCCCCCGGCCCACGACCCCGUCUCCGAGAUCAUCAGCUUCGCCGAGACAGACGAUCUGGCCUCAUCUAGAGUCCGCCUCUAUUUCUUCAUCUCGAAUGAAGGGAACCAGAACUUGUUUGUCGUUCAAGCCAGCCUGUGGCUUUACUUGAAGCUGCUUCCAUAUGUCUUAGAGAAAGGCAGCAGGCGAAAAGUAAGAGUCAAAGUCUAUUUCCAAGACCCGGACACUAGCAACAAGUGGAAUGUGGUUGAAAAGAAAGUCGAUCUCAAAAGAAGUGGUUGGCACACUUUUCCCAUGACAGAGGCGAUCCAGGCUCUGUUUGAGAGAGGAGAAAGGAGACUGAACUUGGAUGUUCAAUGUGAGGGCUGUGAAGAGUAUUCAGUGCUGCCAAUUUAUGUGGACCCCGGGGAGGAAUCCCACCGGCCUUUUUUAGUGGUGCAAGCCCGCCUCGCCGAUAACAAACACAGGAUCCGGAAAAGAGGCCUGGAGUGCGAUGGCAGGACCAAUCUAUGUUGCAGGCAACAGUUUUACAUUGACUUUAGACUCAUUGGGUGGAAUGACUGGAUCAUAGCACCAUCAGGUUACUAUGGGAAUUACUGUGAAGGGAGCUGCCCGGCCUACUUGGCCGGCGUCCCGGGGUCGGCUUCCUCCUUUCACACCGCUGUCGUGAAUCAGUACCGAAUGCGGGGGCUGAACCCGGGCACCGUGAACUCCUGUUGCAUUCCAACCAAACUUAGCACAAUGUCAAUGCUGUACUUUGAUGAUGAAUACAACAUUGUGAAAAGGGACGUUCCCAAUAUGAUUGUGGAAGAAUGUGGUUGUGCUUGAUUUGAGGUGUGUGUUUUUGGGGGGGAGAGAGAGAGAGAACAUUCCCAUACGAGAUGGUGUUGGAGGAAGUUUCACUGUGUAUCCAGGCAUCAGUGUUGAAAAGUCACUGUGGAAAAGUUUGACGAAAAAAAAAAAAUCAUUUCACUUUGGUGUCAGGACAGUGGCAGUUUGUGGAUCUUGGACACUUAUAUAUCCUACCACUUAUAAGUUAAUGCUAUGAGAUAUCUUAAAGACACACACACACACACACACCGUGCGCACGCACACAAACACGCGCUCGUACACACACAGACACCCACACACACAGACACAGACACAAGGCAGCUUGGAAAAGGGACAUGAGCACAGGAAGUCAGUGACCAGUGACAACGUACCUAAAUGCCUGCCAGUACGAGUGAACGGCUGCGCAGCUGUUUCCCCGCCUGCCGGCGAAGUCAGACCGAAACGAGCUCCCUUUGCUCAGGCAAAAGCACAGACUGCGAGAGCACGACGUAUUCUUGCACGCAGGUGUCAAAAUGACCAAACUUAGAAAAAAGAGAAAAAAAAAAAGAAGUCGACUGUCACCUCUUAGGUCUAGUGGGAAGCUGCAGGACACCUGCCUUUGUAGGUGAUCACUUCCUCUUAAUUUAAAUUUAUCUAAAUAAAAGCAUCACAGAAACCUGUAUCUCCCUACAGCACUUCCAGUAAAGAAUCGUGUGGUGACAUCUGAGAGAGAGGAGACAGACGCGUAGGCAACGGCUAUAUUUCUGAUGUCAGGCUGUUGCGAAGUCACAAGCUGGGCUGGCAUUGUCCGAUGCUUUAACUGACCACUAGCAUCCCGCGGAUGGCUGUACCUGUGGUGUCUCGGAGGAGGGGAUUUGACACCGUAUCUGGCCUGCGUUGACCGUGAGCAUCCCUCAGCGAUCCGAGAGCAAAGAGUCAAAGUUGCAAUCUGCGUUCUUCAAUGGGGGACUCAGCAAGGGCCCGCCACGUGGGGAGCAAGCAAGCAAGCGACCGCUACCACGGCUAAACCAAUGAACCCUAAAGAGGAGUGACAGUCAUGCAGUGGAGACAUUCUGAAAAAAUGCAGUGCAUUUAAUAAUGGGCGAGGAACAUUUUAACAAGUCUUGGAAAGGAGAAGAGAGGAGAGUGCUUUCAAUUUCCUUACCAGGAGGUGUCAAGGAUGGCCAUAAAGAUCAGAAAAUAAUGAUACAGCAUAGCACUUGCAAACUGCUUGAAUGCACGUAUAAUAGCACUUGCAAAUUUCAAUGCCUUGAAAAGUGGUACUUGAUAGUGCACUUAUCUUUGCUCACUAUCUAGGUAAACAGGUGCCGCAUGAGCUAUGCAAUUUAAAGUGUUGACCCAUACUAGACAAAACUGGACUUAUGAUAUGACUUUUUUAUAUUUUUUUAUACUUGAAAUUAAAUCUUUUGCUUCUUUUUUAAAGCGAAUGAUUGCUUUUAAUGUUUGCACUGAUUUAGUUGCAUGAUUAGUCAAAAAACUGCCAUUUGAAAAAAAUGUUAUUUUUAUAGCAGCAAAAAAUGAAUACAGUUAAAUGUAUUAUACAUAAAUUUUGGAACCAAAGAGGCCAACAUAUUAGUUAUAAUUUUUAUGAGAUGGCAAAGCCAUCAUAUAUCAUGUAGUCAUACUGAGCAAUCCCUCACGAGGCCUACCAAUUGUUUCAGGGUACAAAAUGGAUUCUGUUUGUUCUAUUCAGUGUCUUUUCUAUACCAUACGCACAUGGAAAGUAGAGUGAAAAAAAUGACUAUUGUAGAAUACAUUACAAUAUGUGCAUCCUUUAAAUCCAAUUUUUAUGUUUAUUUAAUAAAGUUCCUUUUAGGUUCUGUUCCAUAAUAAUUUAAACCAAACAAAUUUCACUUAGAUUUGCUGUUGAAGUAUUUUACAUUUGUGUACAGUUUAAAUAAAUAAUAAUAAAAAAAGAUUGAAA
Molecule: messenger RNA, 5396 nt
Organism: Anas platyrhynchos (mallard)
Lineage: Eukaryota; Metazoa; Chordata; Aves; Anseriformes; Anatidae
Source: RefSeq, a predicted model, not a curated record